UGGAGCUUUGGGGUUGGGACAGAGCUUGCGAGGGGCGGAGCUUCGGGGUUGGGAGGGGCGGGGCUUUGGGGUUGGGGCGGAGCUUUGGGGUUGGGUGGAGCUUGUGGGGGCGGAGCUUGUGAGUUGCAUCCUGUUGCGUUGCCAUCUGUAAUCAGGUUGUUUGCUGUGAGCGGCGUCAUUAGCUGCUCGUUUAGCUUAGUUCAGAACAUUCUGGCUUAUGUGGUGGAACGGGCCGGGUCCGACACUAGAACCUCACAGGUACUCUGGGCCCAGCUGGUGGUUCUGAUCCACUCCUCUUCUUCUGCAGCUCCGUCUCUGAUCAGCGAGCUGCGAGCGGAGAAGGUCGAGGAGAAGAGCGUCACGCUGGUGUGGAGGGAACCGCCGAACCCAAACAGCAGCCACACCGAGUACGAGGUCAAGUACUACGAGAAGGACCAGAAGGACCAGAGUUAUUCCACGGUGAAGACGGCCGCCACUCGGAUUAUCGUCAACAACCUGAAACCUGGAACCACCUACGUCUUCCUCAUCCGUCCCUUCUUGACUCCGGCUCCGUCCUCGUCCUUGUCGUCUUCUCCUCUCUCAUCGACCUCUUCUACAUCUGCCUCCUCUUCUUCCUCCUCCUCUUCCGCUCCUCCUCCCAUUGACUACGGAGCGUUCAGCGCGCCGCUGGAGCUGCAGACUCUGGGCGAGUUAGCCCUGGCGUCCAGCGAACAGAACCCAGUGGUGAUCAUCGUCAUCGUGUCGGUGGCUGCGCUCAUCAUGCUGUUGUCCAUGGGGGCGGGGCUUCUCAUCUGGAGGAGACAGUGCGGCUACAGCAAAGCCUCCCAGGAGGGAGACGAGGAGCUCUACUUCCAGUUUAAGAUCCCGACUCGGAGGACCUACAUCGACCCGGAGACGUGUGAAGACCUGCUGCAGGCCGUCCACGCCUUCGCCAAGGAGCUGGACCAACAGAGCAUCAAGAUAGAGAGGAUCGUCCACACAGGUGACUUUGGGGAGGUGUGCCGCGGCUGCCUGAAGCUGCCCAGUAAGCGGGAGCUGCCGGUCGCCAUCCGGACGCUGCGGGCCGGCUGCUCCGACAAGCAGCGCCGCACCUUCCUGAGCGAGGCCGGCAUCCUGGGCCAGUUCGACCACGCCAACAUCAUCCGGCUGGAGGGCGUCAUCACCACCGGAAACACGAUGAUGAUCGUGGAGGAGAGCAUGACCAACGGAGCCUUGGACUCCUUCCUCAGGAAACACGAAGGCCAGCUGAGCGUCAUGCAGCUGAUGGACAUGCUGACCGGCGUGGCUUCAGGGAUGAAAUAUCUCACUGACAUGGGAUUCGUUCACAAACGGCUGGCAGCGCACAAGGUUCUGGUGAACUCCAACCUGACCUGCAAGGUGUCGGGCUUCAGGCCGCUUCAGGAGGAAAAGAUCGACUCCAUCUACACCACGCUGCACGGAGGGAAGAGCGUGGUUCUGUGGACCGCCCCGGAGGCCAUCCAGUACCGCCGCUUCUCCUCGGCUUCCGACGUCUGGAGCUUCGGCAUCGUCAUGUGGGAGGUCAUGUCCUACGGAGAGAGGCCCUACUGGGACAUGGGCACCCAGGAUGUCAUAAAGGCCAUUGAGGACGGCUUCAGGCUGCCGGCGCCGGUCAACUGCCCCCCCCACCUGCACCAGCUGAUGCUGGACUGCUGGCAGAAGGAGCGGGCGGAGCGGCCCGGCUUCAGCCAGGUCCACUCGGCGCUCAGUAAGAGCGUCCGCUCUCCCGACGGGAUCGGCUCGUCCACGCUGGCGCGCAGGACGCUGAGCUCGUCCAUCUCCCUGGCCGAGCGGCCGCUGCCCUCCUUCCCGUCCUUCAGCUCGGUGGGAGAGUGGCUGGACGCCGUGGACAUGGGCCGCUACAAGGACAACUUCACCGCUGCAGGAUACUGCUACCUGGAGUCUGUGGCUCGCAUGACCGUACAAGAUGUGCUGAGCCUGGGCGUCAUCUCCCUGGACCACCAGAAGCUCAUUCUGGCCGCCAUCCAGACGCUGCGGGCGCAGGUUCAGCUCAAAAACCUGGAAUAUCAGGAAAAAACAAUUUUUCUGUCAGAUUUCAGAAACUUCUUGUAAUUCUGAUGAUUAAAUCUCAGAGAAGGAAAAGCCAAAGUUAGAUCUGAACAUUGAGAAGUGGUGGUGGGACACCAACACACUGAAGGAGCUGGUUGUUCAGAGUUCUGUAUCCAAGCAUAUUAAUGGAAGAUUGAGUGGAAGGACAAAGUGUGGUAGGAAAAGAUGCUGCAGCAACAGGGAGAACCGCAGCGUGGGAAUCUGGAGGAGCUCCAGCAGGAACUGAGAGAAAAAGACAAAAAUGUUCCCAGAAUGCUGAUAUUUCUGCUUAAAACAUCACCUUAUUGAUCUGAUGUAAUAUUCUAAAUUUCUGAGACAAAACUUUGGGUUUUUGAUACUAUAUUUAUUCUAAUAUUCAGAUUUUCUGUGACAAUUUUUGGAUUUGUCUCCUAUUUCAUUUUAUUAGAUUUUUUUUUUGUUACGAUUUUCUGAGACAAUAAAUUUUGGGAUUUCAGUCUUAAUUUAUUUUUUUUAAUAUUCAGGUUUUCUGAGAUCUUUUUGGAUUUCAGGCUCUUUUUUUAACUUUAUUUCAUUUUUAUUGUUUUUUUUUAUGUGAAGCAGAUUUUGAAUUUUCAUUCUGUGAGCCAAAAUCAUCAGAACUACUAGAAACAUUUCACUGUGUGUGUGAAAUUUGAUUGAUUGAUUGAUUGAUUGAUUGAUUGAUUGAUUGAUUGAUUGAUUGAUGAGACGAGGGACAGAAAUGUUUUUCAAUUUAUGGUGUUUUCCAGGCGCUGCGCCCCCUGGCGGCCGUCCUGCUGUAAACAUAUUUAUCCAUAUUUAUUCUCUCCGCUGAGGAAGGUUUUAUUUGUUCGGUUCUGUUGGGUUUGGACUCAGAACCGGCAGAGGGAGGUUUGAACUGUCGGUACACAGUAUCUGUGCGUUCCUGAACUUGAACUGGACUCGCUGGUUCUGUGGCAUCAUGUGUGAUUCCUGCUGUAAACAUGAUGUUGUUGCACUUCUUCUUCUCCUCUGCGCGGUGAGCUGACGGUCCGGGUCGUUUGGGUUUCUUCUUCUUGACGCUCCCCGUCCAGCUCCACGUAACCAGUUUUGAUGUUUAAUACUGUAAAUAUGUAUCUGAAAUGCCAAAUCUAUUUUUAUAAUUUGUUUGAAUAACGUGUUGAUCUAAUAUCUGCUCACCGUGUAAAAGUUUUACUGGUUACGUUUGGAAUAUAAAACAGAUUGAUAAACAUUUCUUUCUGAUGAUUUUUACCUGACUGAAGGAAAUCUGAUGGCUGUUGCAAUAUUUAAACGUGUUAUUAAAAAACUCCAAACCCA
Poecilia latipinna (sailfin molly) is the source of this 3363-nucleotide messenger RNA. RefSeq names its product EPH receptor A10 (gene epha10). The transcript has 14 exons. Gene Ontology annotation, molecular function: transmembrane-ephrin receptor activity; ATP binding; protein binding. Gene Ontology annotation, cellular component: plasma membrane; dendrite. The annotation marks the transcript as partial. The record is from RefSeq and is a predicted model, not a curated record. Gene Ontology annotation, biological process: axon guidance; ephrin receptor signaling pathway; protein phosphorylation. Lineage: Eukaryota; Metazoa; Chordata; Actinopteri; Cyprinodontiformes; Poeciliidae.